Molecule: messenger RNA, 723 nt
Organism: Alternaria ventricosa
Lineage: Eukaryota; Fungi; Ascomycota; Dothideomycetes; Pleosporales; Pleosporaceae
Exons: 2
Coding region: 1-723 (240 amino acids)
Source: RefSeq, a predicted model, not a curated record
AUGGCCAGUAAACCCAUCGCCAUCAUCGCGGGCGUCGGCUCAGGCACCGGCGCAUCCCUCGCGCGUCGCUUCGCGAAGUCCUACCCCGUCGUCCUCCUGGCCCGUAAUCCCUCCAACUUUGAGGCUCUCGCCGAGGAGAUAAACCAGUCCGGUAGGGAAGCUAUCGGCAUUUCCACGGACGUCAGCAGCGAAGAGAGCGUCAAGAACGCGUUUGCAAAGAUCAAAGAAGUCUAUGGCGGGGCGCCUGUCGCAGCUAUGAUCUUUAACGCAAGCGCAAGGCCGUCUAGGAAGCCGUUCCUGGAGUUGACGACGGAGGAAAAAGGAGCGUUCCACAUUGCCCAAAACGCCAUCCCGCUCCUCCUCACCCACGUACAGUCCAAUCCUCCUGCCGGCACCUACCCACCAACCCUCAUCUUCACGGGUGCGACAGCCAGCGUGAAAUCAAACGCCCAAAUGUCCUCUUUCUCAACCGGGAAGUUCGCUUUACGCGCUCUAUCUACGAGCCUCGCGAAAGAAUUCGGUCCGCAAGGCGUGCACGUCGCGCACGCAGUCAUUGACGGUGUGAUUGACAUCGAGUUUACGAAGAAAUACAUAGAAGGGAAGCCGGACGAGGCGAGUAUUGGGAGUGAGGAUAUUGCAGAGGUUUACUGGGGGCUACACACUCAAGGACGAAGGGGCUGGGUAAAUGAGGUUGAUGUGAGGCCUAUGCUGGAGAAGUGGUAG